CUUGAGCAAAACAAGCCCUCUCUUUCUAUGCUUCCUUGGUAUAUUUUUGAGCAUUCCUGGUACUUCUCUGAUCGUAUGUUUUCUUGUUUGCUCUCCCUCCUAGCCAGUCCAGCAAGAUGGGCUACCAGGCCUGGCUGCCCCUGCCGCUGCCCAGGCAGCUGGUGGUGUUCAGCCUGGGGGACUGGAGCUGCUACUCCCCAGACACCAGCAUCACAGUGGACGUGUUGGUGGCACCGGGCGUCGGGGUGCAGCGGCUCGGCACGCUGGGGCCUGCCUGCAGGUCUCUGGUGUGGGAAGGUGACUGGAGGACAGAUGUUUUCAUGGCCUCGUUGAAAGAAACGCAUGAAGGCAACCCUGUGAAGCUUGUCCUGACUGUCCAUGGACAGCUGCUCCACGGAGUCUCCAGCAGCACGCCUGCCCACUCAUUUCUGGUCCCAGAGACCACCCAGUCCCCAGUGCUUCCUGCUGACAAUGGGCCCCUUGAUCGGGACCUGGAGGAUCCUUCUGCUGUUAAGGGUCAAAGCUCCGAGGUGACUGCAAGAGCUUCCUGGCCUGCUGGGAAAGACUAUCACACAUCACUAAGGAGCCUAGUGGUACCCUGUGCCCUGAAGCGACCACCUCAUGGGAUAGAACCCGGUGACGCUUGGAGGGAGAGUCCUGUCUGCCCCAAGAAGCCCAGGAAAAUUUUAUUUGAACCCAGAGCAUCUGAGAGAGAGCUCGAUGUAGAAGAUCUGGCAGUGGAGGAGUUGCAAGGCAGCCCCAGCCCGCGGUGGUGCCAUGCCAUGUGCCUCAGUGAUCUGAGAACGGCUGUUCUGGUUGGUGGAGAAGGGGCUGAUCAGCAGGCCUGCAAGGAUGCUCUUUGGAAAUUGGAAAUUGACAGUGAUUUUUGGUUUCCAGUGAGUCUCCAGCAACAAAAUGCUAUGCCAUCAUGCUUACGUGGUCACACAGCUACCUAUGACCCAGACACCAAGCGUAUCUACAUUUUUGGGGGCACUAGGGAGGACAAAGACUACAGUGGCAUCUACAUUCUGGACACAGUCACCUGGAAAUGGCUUCUUGUGGCUGCUAAAGGAAGAAUGCCAUCGCUGACCUACCACAGUGCAACUAUCUACCGCAAGGAGCUCUUUGUUUUUGGCGGGGCUUUCCCUAAAACAGCAUCGCUGGCAGUUGGACCCUGCAGCAACAUGCUCUAUAUCUUCAAUCCAGAACAUGAAAUUUGGUACCAGCCCAUCUCAGAAGGGGAAAAGCCUCUGCCUAGGCUUGGGCAUUCAGCUACUCUACUGAAGAACAAGCUGCUGAUCUUUGGGGGUCAGAGGUCUUGUCUCUACCUCAGUGACAUGCACAUCUUGGAUCUGGGUUUCAUGGAAUAUACACCAGUCGCACUCUGUGCAGGACAGCCUUCUGCACGUUGCUUAAGCCCCCAGUCUGCUCCUGAAAAUCUGCUCGCCUCUGCCCAUUGUUGGCUGACACAACCCCACCUUUGCUCUGGUCCCAGUUUUCAUGCAGCUCUGGCUGUGUCGGACUGGAAAGUUCUGAUCAGUGGAGGCUGCAAUGCCAAGGGAGCCCUGCAGGAUGCCUUUGUUUUUCACCUAGAUACUCUUUCAUGGAGCACAGUGAUCCACCAUGACCUCUGCUCUGUGCCACGAGCUGGCCACACGUUGCUUGAUCUGACUCCCAUGAUGGAUGUGGAGAAGGAGAACAAGAAUAAGCAUAACCUGCACACAGUGCUGGUCUUUGGAGGCUCCAACUGUGCAGGGGCCUUUUACAGCAGCACAAAGAAGAUCCAGCUGGACCUAGGAUAAUGCAGGAUAACCAGAAUGAAUCUGUCCCCUCUUUGCCAGCAUAAAGAGGGGUAAUAAUGAGUCCCAAUAAUAAAAGAGUCCCAGCAAUGCGGGAAGUGAAUGCUA
Meleagris gallopavo (turkey) is the source of this 1907-nucleotide messenger RNA. The record is from RefSeq and is a predicted model, not a curated record. Lineage: Eukaryota; Metazoa; Chordata; Aves; Galliformes; Phasianidae.